CUUCCCACUCAAAAUAAAAAAAGGCGUCUAUUUACAUACUAAAUCUUAUCAAACGGGAAGCCACUCAGCCCGGCUCGGCUAGCUAAUUCAUCGUGCAAUAAAAGAGACUUGGACUGGCAUAUACAUAUGUAUGUAGGUACAUUUUAGGGCCCCCGAGGAGAGAUGGGGGACCAAUGUCAUAGCGUUGACAUUGAAAGUUAACUGCCGGCAAAGGCAGUCAGUCGGCUUUCGAAUUUCCGUGCGCGCGCAACCAGCAUCCAUCCAAGCAUAUAGUAUAUCCAUUCAUUCCAUAUAUCCAUGUCGCCGCCUCGUCACAUCCUCAAGCUAAGCCUGGCGGAGCAGCGCCAGUUCAUCGAUUCCUUCGACCUGGUCAUUAGCGAUUGCGAUGGCGUCGUUUGGAUGCUCGUUGGCUGGAUUCCCGGCACCGGUCCGGCCGUUAAUGCCCUGAAAGCGGCCGGCAAGCAAAUCAAAUUCGUGUCCAACAAUAGUUUCCGCUCGGAGGAGGGUUACAUGGAGAAGUUCCAGCAUAUUGGCGCUCAGAAUGUGCACGAGGACGACAUUGUGCAUCCGGUGAAGACGAUUGUGAGGUACCUGAAGAAGCAUAAGCCAGGGGAACGGGUUUUCUCCCUCAUGUCCUUGGAGGCCAAUGAGACGUUGCGUAAGCACAACAUUGAGUACGAGUCGCUGAACAUCAAGGAGCACCUGACAGCCGCCUCGCUGGUCGAACAUCUAGCCAUUGAGAAGCCCGUUGGAGCCGUUCUCUUUGACAUUCACUUGGACUUGUCCUAUGUGGAGCUGGCCAAGGCUAUUAGGCAUUUGCAGGAGAACGAGAAUUGCCAGUUGAUAGCCGGUGGUAGUGAUGUUAUUAUGCCCUUGGCAGAAAAUCUUAAUGUGGCUGGAUUCUUUGACUUUUUGGAGCAUGUCAAGCGUUACACUCAACGAGAGGCAACCUUUUUAGGCAAACCUUCUCCAAUUUUAGGUGAUAUGUUUGGCGAAAUGUUUGAUAUCCCAGACCCCAAGCGGUGCAUCUUCAUUGGUGACACCCUGGUGCAGGAUGUGCAGUUUGGUAAGGCCUGUGGCUACCAAUCCCUGCUGGUGCUCAGCGGUUGCCUCACAAAGGAGGAUAUGCUGAAUGCACCAGUGGAAGCGCAACCGGAUUAUUAUGCCGAUAGCUUGGCGGACUUUACGCAGCUCCUUCAGAAUAUAAAUCAAUAGAGUUUUAGAUGCCCACCGGUUUAUGGUUUUCACAAUACUUUCUAAAAGAGAAAACCUACAAAUAAUAAUAACCUUUAAAGAAAUACCUGAAAUAGCAAUAAAUACUACAAAAUUGUUCCUAA
Messenger RNA from Drosophila serrata, 1337 nucleotides. RefSeq lists its product as uncharacterized. Gene Ontology annotation, molecular function: phosphatase activity. NCBI's taxonomy places the organism in Eukaryota, Metazoa, Arthropoda, Insecta, Diptera, Drosophilidae. The record is from RefSeq and is a predicted model, not a curated record. Gene Ontology annotation, cellular component: cytoplasm.